CAAGUCCCCAACUGACCAAAAAUUUCCUUUUCCCUUUUUCAACAACAAAAUUUUCAUUUCAACUUCUCGGCAUAGCAAAAUCUCUACUAUAAAAACUGUACUACACGAAACUCCGGCUGCAAUCGCAGCUGCAGAAGUAAACAAAGAUGAGCACUGUAGAUAAAAUGCUUAUAAAAGGCAUACGGAGCUUUGACCCCGAGAACAAAAACGUCAUCACUUUUUUCAGGCCAUUAACGCUCAUCGUCGGCCCUAAUGGCGCUGGAAAAACCACUAUAAUUGAGUGCUUGAAGGUUGCCUGCACUGGUGAGAUGCCACCAAAUGCUCGCUCCGGUCAUAGCUUCAUCCAUGACCCUAAGGUGGCUGGAGAGACAGAGACAAAGGGGCAGAUAAAGCUGCGGUUCAAGACAGCAGCAGGGAAAGAUGUGGUGUGCAUUAGGUCUUUUCAGCUAACUCAAAAGGCAACAAAGAUGGAGUACAAGGCCAUUGAGAGUGUACUACAGACUAUCAAUCCUCACACUGGAGAGAAAGUUUGCCUAAGCUAUAGAUGUGCCGAUAUGGACCGAGAAAUCCCUGCUCUCAUGGGUGUCUCAAAGGCCAUUCUUGAAAAUGUGAUUUUUGUUCACCAAGAUGAGGCAAACUGGCCAUUGCAAGAUCCUUCUACACUGAAAAAGAAGUUUGAUGAUAUUUUCUCCGCUACUAGGUACACAAAGGCGUUGGAAGUUAUUAAAAAGCUUCACAAGGAUCAAGCUCAAGAAAUAAAGACAUAUAAGUUGAAACUGGAGAAUCUUCAGACAUUGAAAGAUGCUGCUUACAAGUUGCGGGAAAGCAUCGCCCAAGAUAAAGAGAAAACAGAGUCACUGAAAAGUCAGAUGGAGGAGCUUGAAAAAGAGAUUCAGACUCUAGAGAGUAAGAUCCACCAUGCUGAAGCAACUUUAAAGGACCUUCAUCAAUUGCAGCGAGAGAUAGCCACCAAAACUGCUGAAAGGAAAACAUUGUUCAAGGAACAGGAAAAACAGUAUGCUGCACUUACAGAGGAGAAUGAAGACACUGAUGAAGAGCUGAGUGAAUGGAAAACAAAGUUUGAUGAAAGGAUAGCGCUUCUGGAAUCGAAAAUUAGCAAAUUGGAGAGGGAAAUGAAUGACUCAGAGACAAAGAGUUCCCUUCUUAAGCAGUCCAUAACAGACUAUAUCGUGGAGAUCAGCAAGCUUCAAGCUGAGGCUGAAGCUCUUGCGGUGUUAAAGAAUGAAAGAGACGUCACUAUCAGGAAGCUUUUUGACAGACAUAACUUAGGUGCUGUUCCAAGUGGGCCGCUCAGUGAUGAUGUCGCAUUGAAUUUAAUGAAUCGUAUAAAACUACGAUUAGCACAUCUUGAUAAGGAUUUACAAGAUAAAAAGGAAUCAAAUGAGGCAGAAAUUGCAGCUGCGUGGAAUCAAUACGAAAUUGCAAAUAACCUCUGGAAUGAAAAGGAGGCGCAAAAACUGGCUAGAGCAGAUAUUAAGAAUGGCAUUUUGAAGCGUAUUGAAGAGAAGGAGAAUGAGCGUAAUGAGUUUGAACGUGAGAUUUCUAAUGUUAAUAUGGCUCAUCUUGAUGAGAGAGAGAAGAAAAUGCAAAUUGAAUGCGAGAGAAAGUCUAAGCAGCUUGCAGAAAGAGAAUUUGACUCAAACAUAAGGCAAAAGCAGACUGAGAUGUUCACCAUAGACCAAAAACUUAAAGAUCUUCAUGCUGAAAAAGAUCGUAUGGCCAAUGAGUCUGAGGAUAGAAUUAAGCUCUCUCUUAAGAAGGCAGAGCUGGAAACUCUCAAGAAGAAACAUAAAAAGCUAAUGGAUGAUAACAAGGAUACGGUAAAAGGAGUAUUGAAAGGAAGGCUUCCAUCUGACAAGGACUUGAAGAAAGAAAUUACUCAGGCACAAAGGGCGCUCCAGAGAGAGUUUGAUGACUUGAGUGCCAAAGCCCGCGAAGCCGAGAAGGAGGUCAAUAUGUCGCAGAUGAAAAUAGAAGAAGUUAAGCAUAACUUGUCCAAAUAUCACAAGGACAUGGACUCAAGAAGGAGAUUUCUGGAAUCAAAGCUCCAGUUGCUGGCCCAGGAAUUUGCUGGUGUAGAGUCCUAUCCCAAAAUUAUGGACUCAGCCAAAGAAAAAAGGGAUGUCCAAAAAAGCAAGUACAACAUUGCCGAUGGUAUGCGGCAAAUGUUUGAUCCAUUUGAAAGAGUUGCUCGUGCUCAUCACAUUUGCCCUUGCUGUGAGCGUCCGUUCUCUGCUGAAGAGGAGGAUGAAUUUGUUAAGAAGCAACGAGUGAAAGCUGCUAGCUCUGCUGAACAUAUUAAAGUAUUAGCUAUGGAUUCUUCAAAUGCUGAUUCUCGUUUCCAACAGUUAGACAAGCUUCGUUUGGUUUAUGAAGAGUAUCUCAAAGUUGGAAAGGAAUCAAUUCCUCUAGCAGAGAAGAACCUGAAUGAGCUAAAUGAAGAAUUAGAUCACAAAAAUCAGGCUCUUGAUGAUGUUUUAGGUGUCUUGGCUCAGAUAAAGGCUGAGAAGGAUGCAGUUGAUGCGCUAAUACAACCUGUAGAAACAUCUGACAGGCUUUUCCAAGAAAUUCAAACUCUGCAGAAGCAAGUCGAUGAUUUGGAUUAUGGUCUUGAUAUCCGUGGGCAAGGCAUAAGAUCUAUGGAGGAAAUUCAAUCGGAAUUGGAUGAACUGCAGAGCAAAAGGGAAAAUUUGUCUUCGGAAGUGGAGAAACUGAAAGAUGAUCGGAGGUACAUGGAAAAUGAGUUUUCAAGUUUCCAAUUAAGAUGGUUUACUGUAAGGGAAGAGAAGACGCAAGCAGCAAACAAAUUGAACAAUGUUAAAAGGGCAGAAGAGGAAUUGGAUGACUUGGUGGAGCAGAAAAAUAAAGUUGAGCUUGAAGAGAAGCAUCUUGCAGAGGCUGUUGGUCCCUUGUCGAAGGAAAAGGACAAGCACUUUAGGGACUACCAAAAUCUGAAAACAAAACUUAGCAAGGAGUUGGAAGAGCAGGCAGAAAUUAGAAGACAUUAUCAACAAGAUGUAGAUGAACUUAAGAAGAUUACCUCCAAAAUUAGAGAGUAUUAUGAGUUAAAGAAAGAACAAAAAUUGAAUGAACUGCAGGACAAGCGAAGCCUGUCAGAAUCUCAGCUUCAAAAUUGUGAGUCCAGAAAGCAAGAGAUUUCGGCUGAAGUGGCGAAAAGUAAUGCUUUAAUGCAGAACCAGGACAGUUUGAGACGCAACAUUGAGGAUAACUUGAACUAUAGGAAAACUAAGGCUGAAGUUGAUAAGCUCACCCGUGAGAUUGAAUUACUGGAAGAUAAAGUGCUGAAGAUGGGUGGCCUCUCCACUAUUGAGGCUGAGCUUAAAAAGCUUUCACAUGAAAGAGAGAAGCUACUUUCUGAGUUAAACAAGUGCCAUGGUACCCUAUCUGUUUAUCAAAGCAGCAUUUCCAAGAACAAAGUUGAUCUUAAGCAGGCACAGUACAAGGAUAUUGACAAACGCUAUUUUGAUCAGUUAAUCCAGCUGAAGACUACGGAGAUGGCAAACAAGGAUCUGGACAGAUAUUACAGUGCCCUUGACAAAGCACUGAUGCGCUUCCAUACAAUGAAAAUGGAAGAGAUCAAUAAGAUUAUCAGGGAACUGUGGCAGCAGACUUACAGGGGCCAGGACAUAGAUUACAUAAGCAUUCAUUCAGAUUCCGAAGGUUCUGGUACUCGAUCCUACAGCUAUAGGGUUUUGAUGCAAACUGGUGAUACUGAGCUAGAGAUGCGAGGGAGGUGUAGCGCUGGCCAAAAGGUCCUUGCAUCACUUAUUAUAAGAUUGGCAUUGGCUGAAACGUUUUGUCUCAACUGCGGAAUUCUCGCACUGGAUGAACCAACCACAAACCUAGAUGGCCCCAACAGUGAGAGUCUUGCAGCAGCUCUCUUAAGAAUUAUGGAGGACAGGAAAGGUCAAGAAAACUUCCAAUUAAUUGUCAUUACACAUGACGAGCGCUUUGCUCAAUAUAUUGGCCAGCGCCAGCAUGCAGAAAAGUAUUAUCGGGUUUCAGUCUCCGGCAGUGAUUAUUCGGUAGACGCUUCAUGCUUGACUUAG
Nicotiana tabacum (common tobacco) is the source of this 4091-nucleotide messenger RNA. Lineage: Eukaryota; Viridiplantae; Streptophyta; Magnoliopsida; Solanales; Solanaceae. The record is from RefSeq and is a predicted model, not a curated record.